AUGGAAGUUAUUGACGAUUAUAUUAAUCCCAAAUCAACAACCAUCCAUCCAUUUUUAAAGGUUAUUCAAAAACCAACACUUCGGAAGUCAGUAUUAACAUUAUGUGUAAUUAUUUUUUUACUGAGUGGGACAUUAACAAUUACUUUAAGUAAAUUAUUAUACAAUACAACAACCAAAGGUAGAUAUGAAAAAGAACAUCAAUUUGAACAUCCAAUGUUUUUAACAUUUAUGAUGUUUGUUGGGAUGAUGUUAUGUUUAUUUAUUCAUAUAAUUAUGACAUUAAUAAUACCUGAAGAUGACAAAAAGAAUUAUAUUCAAAUUAAUAAAAGAUCUCCUUUUCGGGGUGAAGUAUUAUUUGCAUUAAUUGGACCAGCAUUAUGUGAUUUUUUAGGAGGAUAUUUAAUGAACGUAGGAUUAAUGUAUGUAACGUCAAGUGUAUUUCAAAUGAUGCGAGGGAGUGUUAUUAUCUUUACUGCUUUACUUACAGUGUUUGUUAGAAAAAGUCAAUUAAAAAAUAAUCAAAUUUUUGCUAUAUUUCUUGUUAUUAUUGCAUUAGCUGUUGUUGGAGGAUCUGCAUUUGCAGGAAAUUCAAGUGUUAUAAAAGGAGAAUCAAAGGUUUGGGAUGUUGUAAUUGGAAUUUCAUUUAUUACAAGUGCUAUGUUUCUUCAAGCAUUACAAACUAUUAUGGAAGAAAAGUAUUUACAAGACCUUCAAAUACCACCAUUAGUUGUUGUUGGAUUAGAAGGGUUUUAUGGUAUUUUAUUAUCAAUACCAGGAAUGAUAGUAUUACAAAUGGUUCCAAUACCAUUUUAUGAUGAUAAUAUUGAUGCAAUAAUUAGUUUAAGAGAAAAACAUGUUUUAAUAGUUGUUAUUAUUUAUGCAUUUUCUGUUACUUUAUUUAAUAUUACAGGAAUGAUUAUUACAAGAAGUUUAACUGCAAUGGUUAGAAAUAUCUUAGAUCCUUGUAGAAUGAUUUCUAUAUGGUUUUUAUCAGUUUUAAUGUAUUAUAUCUUUAAUAAAAAAUAUGGAGAACCUUUAGGAUGGCAAACAGCACUUCAAGUUUUGGGAUUUUUAUUAUUAACAUUUGGAUUAUUUAUUUAUACAGGAGUAAUAAAAUUAAAUUUCUUUGGAACAGAAAAUAUUGAACAAAACGAAAAUAUUGUUUUAGAUGAAAAAUCUGAAGAUAAUGAUCAUGAUUUAUUUGAAUGA
Messenger RNA from Entamoeba histolytica HM-1:IMSS, 1209 nucleotides. RefSeq lists its product as uncharacterized. The transcript has a single exon. Bases 1 to 1209 code for a protein of 402 amino acids. NCBI's taxonomy places the organism in Eukaryota, Evosea, Mastigamoebida, Endamoebidae. Gene Ontology annotation, cellular component: membrane. The record is from RefSeq and is a predicted model, not a curated record.